Messenger RNA from Haliotis rufescens (red abalone), 2013 nucleotides. Its product is annotated as excitatory amino acid transporter-like. The transcript is spliced from 7 exons. Bases 103 to 1401 code for a protein of 432 amino acids. Gene Ontology annotation, cellular component: plasma membrane. NCBI's taxonomy places the organism in Eukaryota, Metazoa, Mollusca, Gastropoda, Lepetellida, Haliotidae. Gene Ontology annotation, molecular function: glutamate:sodium symporter activity; neutral L-amino acid transmembrane transporter activity; L-glutamate transmembrane transporter activity. Gene Ontology annotation, biological process: L-glutamate transmembrane transport. The record is from RefSeq and is a predicted model, not a curated record.
AACAUGUCCCGUCCAAGGUUGCAAAGAAUGCUAGCUACGUUAGUCACUUCCACGUUUUCCAUUCCCUUAAGAGUGAUUUAUGUUUGAACAGGAAUUGCAAACAUGGACACCAGGUCAUCAGGAAAGAUUGGUCUGUUCACCAUCGCCUACUAUGUUUCCACAACCGUCAUAGCUAUCCUGGUAGGCUUUGCCCUGGUGUUCAUUAUCAAACCUGGAUUACAUGGUACACUGGCGUCAUCUGACACGCAGUCUGACGACUUUCAUGCUCCCUCGACAGUUGACAUGUUUCAUGAUCUCAUCAAAAAUCUGUUUCCAGACAAUAUCGUCAGUGCUGCAAUUCAAAGCACAUACACGUUAUAUGUCAAGGAAGAGUUCAUCGAUGUCGAGAAAGAAUCUCCUGAGAAAUCCAUGCACCAGAAUGUAACAAACACGUUCUACAGGGAGAGUAACUCAACACCUCUGGUGGAACCUGACGGGGGAAAUACUACAGAUCAAAGUAGUUCCAUUUGGACAGCCAAAGCCGUCUACAAACCAGGGCUUAAUAUUCUUGGUAUAUUGGUGUAUUGUGCAGUUUUUGGAGCGAUGCUUGGUAAACUGGGACAUAAAGGUCGGGUCGUCUUCAAGUUCUUUGAGGUACUGAAUGAGAUCACGAUGGGCAUGGUGCGCAUCGUCAUGUGGUUCUCGCCCCUUGGCAUUCUAUCCCUCAUCACUGGAAAGAUCCUGAGUGUGUCCGACCUCGCUGGGAUGGUUUAUCGCCUGUGGAUGUUCAUAGCCACAUGCAUCACCGGUCUCUUCGUGCAGAGUGUUGUGAUUAUACCGCUGAUAUACCUCAUCCUGACACGGAAGAACCCUUUCAGGGUGUCACUGGGAAUAGUGCAUGCUCUUCUGACAGCACUGGGCACCGAUUCCAGUGCUGUGACACUUCCAGUUACCAUUGAAUGUUGUGAGAAGAACCUUAAGAUAGGCAGGACCAUCAGUCGGUUCGUGCUGCCUAUUGGUGCUACAAUCAACAUGGAUGGAGCUGCCAUCUUUCAAGUCGUAACUCCAGUUUACAUAGCACAGCUCAGUGGAGUGCAUCUAUCCAUACUUGACAUUCUGGCUCUUGGUCUGUCAGCCACGCUUGCUAGUAUUGGGGCCGCUGCAGUACCUGGUUCUGUCAUAGCUAUCAUCAUGACGUUUCUAAUGUCUAUGGGACUACCAACAAACGAACUCUACAUAAUUUUGGCUAUGGAUUGGUUUCUGGGGCGACUGAGAACUGUAACUAAUGUGAAUGGAGACUGCAUGGCCGCCGCGCUUCUCCAGCACUUCUUCAAUCAAGAUGGCAACAAUGGUCCGACGUCUGAGAAUAAUCCUCUCCGAGAAGACGAGGGACAAUUAGAGACGAUUCAAUCUUUUGUAUAGAACUUGGAGUUUUGUCUGAGUGUACAGUUUCAUUAUUCAUUGGAAAGUCGUUUCCCCCAAUGACGUUAUUUUGCCGCUGGAAGACAAGAAGCGUAAAUCUGCAUUUCCCAUCUCAUGACGAGGCUAAGAUAACAUUGAUUGUGUUGUCUUCUAUCUGAACACGUUUGGGGUCUGAACAUAUGAAAUGAGCUAUUUGCUCACAUUAAACGUUACCAAGACUCAACAUGGAAACAUGUUUAGGGGGCGGUCGGGUAGCCUAGUGGUUAAAGCGUUCGCUCGUCACGCCGAAGACCCAGGUUCGAUUCCUGACAUGGAUACAAUGUGUGAAGUUCAUUUCUGGUGUCCGCCGCCGUGAUAUUGCUGGAAUAUUGCUAAAAGCGGCGUAAGAUCAUACUCGCUCACUCGCUAAACAUGUUUUGACCCUAAAUUAUGGGACAAAGAAAGGUUUGUGUUUUUGUCAGUCUACAUCGCUAAAGAAAAGAAUAGAGAAACUGUAUGUAAUGCACACAUCAUGAAAAGGGGGAUUAUGAUGUCGAAGUGACACGUUUUUAUUACUUUAUCACAGCAAUGCUUGUUCUCUUGUUUUCACGUAUAACAAUAAAAGGAAGUGAG